Molecule: messenger RNA, 3892 nt
Organism: Vigna umbellata (rice bean)
Lineage: Eukaryota; Viridiplantae; Streptophyta; Magnoliopsida; Fabales; Fabaceae
Biological process (GO): protein phosphorylation; protein dephosphorylation
Molecular function (GO): protein kinase activity; protein serine/threonine phosphatase activity; ATP binding
Source: RefSeq, a predicted model, not a curated record
GGUCUCACAGCGGACCUAUGGCUCUCUAUCACCUCUAUCAUCGCUGAAUAUGAUUCCGAAGACUCCGUCGGAGUAUCUAUCGUUCGCGUUAGGGUUUCUGCUUUGUGCCACAGUUCCUUUCGUUCACGCGGAGUCAUCCACGUGCUUGACAGUCUACAAGAACGGCGGUGCUCCGGCGGUGUUUCAGUCUCCAAAAUGCCCCCGCUGGAAGCUCUCCGAAUACGAUUCACCUCCCAAAACCACGGCACGUUGCCAGAUUGCGAUGCUCCAAGGCCACAGAAAGUCUCAAGAGGAUCGCGCUCUCUGCGUCCUCGAUGUUCGCAUUCCCUUCCCCAGUGUGGACGGGAUCAAGGAGGUUGCGGUUGGCAUUGUGGCCGUUUUUGACGGUCAUAACGGUGCAGAAGCUAGUGAGAUGGCAUCGAAACUUUUGUUGGAGUAUUUUGUUCUGCAUACUUAUUUUCUCCUCGAUGUUGCCUUUUCUGUUAUUUCAAAGACAUCAACAGGAGCAUGGCUUCACAAGAGAGACCGUGACCAUGCAAACUUACUGCAUAGAUGGAAGGAGAUUCUAGGUUCAGAAUGGCAUGGACUGCAUUUUGAAAGGUUUCAGAAUACAUUUUCUCCAAAUUUUGAUGAUUCUUUUCACUUGGAAAUUUUGAAGGAAGCAUUAUUGAGGGCAGUCCAUGACAUUGAUGCUAAAUUUUCUGAGGAAGCGUCUAGAAAUAAUUUUCACUCUGGAUCAACAGCUACCAUUGUUUUGGUAGCGGAUGAUAAAAUUUUGGUUGCCAAUAUUGGAGACUCUAAGGCCAUAUUGUGCUCUAAAAAUUUUCAGUCUCCCAAAGAGGCUAAAGAUUUAUUAUUAAAGCUAUAUAGACAGAAAGAGCAUGAUGGUUCUGUUUCUAUGUGGGAUCGUGAAAAGUACAAAAUGGCUUCAUCCCAUGGUCUCACUCAUUUUGCAGUAAAGGAAUUGACCAGUGAUCAUCAUCCAGAUAGAGAUGAUGAAAGAAAUCGGGUGGAAACAGCUGGAGGUCAAGUUCAAAAUUGGGGUGGUGUGCCUCGCAUAAAUGGUCAGCUGGCUAUUACACGGGCUAUCGGUGACCUACCCUUUAAAAGUUAUGGCGUUAUAUCUGCACCAGAAGUGACUGAUUGGCAGCCUCUGACUGCUAAUGAUAGCUAUUUGGUGGUAGCAUCGGAUGGUGUAUUUGAGAAGACAAGCUUGCAGGAUGUCUGUGAUUUGUUGUGGGAAUUGCACAGUUACAGUAACAUGAGAUCAGAGUGCGCCCAUUCUUCCUAUUCGUUAGCAGAUUUAAUUGUUAAUAAUGCCUUAAAAAAGGGCAGUAUGGACAAUGUGGCAGCCAUUGUCAUUCCUCUGGAGUCUAUCAAAUCCUCUGUAAACUCGCGUAGGGGAAGUUAUAUUGGAAAGAGGGAUGCUGGUUUCCCAUUUGGUGUGCAAGAAUCUUCCUUCAAAAGCUCAGGUAAUGGCAUCUUGUCUAAUCUUAUGCACUUGGAGCACCCUCAUCUGGUAGAUACGAAGUUGAAGCGAAUAUUGGUUGAAGUGAAAGAUGGUGAUUUUGGCUGCUUUUAUUUAGCUGAAAAUCUUGAUGAAAUAGAGGACUCCAAGCAGAUUGCCAAAAAAGUUGACUGGGAUGACUAUUUGUAUGAACUACCUCCACCUCCACCCGAUUCCCUUUCUCAGCAUCCCACUUCAGGGGGUCUUGUCGAUUUAUACAAUAACCAAAACUUUUGCUUUGACUAUGGUCCAACUAUUAAUGAACCUGAAGACCGAUGCAUAAAUCCUGAAGGCUUUGCUAGUUUCAUUGGUCUUCUUGAAUCAAUUCCUUUGCAUGAUACUGAUUCUAGUAAUGGGUCUUCUGAUUAUUCAAUGCCUGAUUUGAGGUAUGUGUUGAAGAAGAGUUUUGGACGUGGGUCAUUUGGUGAAGUGUGGUUGGCUUUUCAUUGGAAUUGUUAUCAAGAUACUAAUGUUGAAAAAGAGAACAGGGAUGAUACAAAUACAACCAACAGCACAACGACUUCUGAUUGUCAGAAUGGUCCUUCUAAUUACACCCUGUACAUUUUGAAACGUAUAAUGGUGGAGAGGGGGUCAGCUGUUUACUUAAGUGGUCUAAGGGAGAAGUACUUCGGAGAAGUUUUUUUAAAUGCCUCUACAUGCUUUGAAGAUCCACUAUCGACUGGAAAAUCAAACUGUGUCUUGGAAUCAUCACAUGAGAAUUCAUUUCCGAACAAAUUUCGACCACAAAGAACCCUAUAUGAAGAAGGCUUGAAUCAUAUUGCAAGAUAUGUGGAAUCUUUUGAGUCUCAAGCAAACGAAAUUUGGCUUGUAUUUAGUUUUGAAGGUGUGUCACUGUCUAAACUUCUAUAUUCCAUGGAAGAUGCAUAUGGUACUGCUGAGCAAGAAAGACUUGAGCAAGCUAAACACGCUCAGAUACUACGACCAUCAAAGUGGUGGCAUUGGUUGAAAACAACAGAAGAAGGGCAGGCAGAAAUGCGUAACCUUAUCUGGCAGCUGCUGCUGUCAACAAAGACGGACAAAUAUUACAUUUCCCAGAAUUUAUUAUUGAUUUUUCCUGUGCUGCAUAUUCUUGACAAUCCUCAGUUAUUAGCUCUCAAGUCCUGUCAUGAUCGCAACAUCACACACAGAGAUAUUAAACCUGAGAAUAUGGUGAUAUGCUUUGAAGAUCAGGAAACAGGGAGAUGCUUGAAAGAGAUUCCCACUAAAGUUAAUAAUUCUUCUACCAAAAUGCGUAUUAUUGACUUUGGAAGUGGACUUGAUGAAUACACAUUAAAUAAUUUGUAUGGUUCUACUGGGCCUUCGAGAGCUGAGCAAACCUAUGAGUAUACGCCUCCUGAAGCUUUACUAAAUGCUACAUGGUAUCAAGGGCCAACAAGCUCGACUUUGAAAUAUGACAUGUGGAGCGUUGGUGUUGUGAUGUUAGAGUUGGUCUUAGGGACACCAGAUGUUUUUCAGAUAAAUGCUUUAACACGGACUCUAUUAGAUCAACAUCUAGAAGGCUGGAAUGAGGGCGUGAAGGAGCUGGCAUAUAAACUUAGAUCAUUCAUGGAAUUGUGCAUUUUAAUCCCUGGGAUCUCCAGGUCCAGCAGUUUCUCAAAAAAGUAUGACACAGUGAACCAAGUUGGAGUUUCACCUGCAUCUUGGAAAUGCUCUGAAGAAUUCUUUUCUCGUCAAAUUAGGAAUCGAGAUCCCCUUAAAAUAGGUUUUUCAAACAUCUGGGCUUUACGGUUAGUGCGUCGUUUGUUACAUUGGGAUCCAGAGGAUCGGCCAAGUAUUGAUGAGGCUCUUCAACAUCCUUAUUUCCAACAUCCCCGCAGAGAGUGAUUAUAUAGAAAACGAUAAGGUCUUCUCCACCGAUUUAUUCAUUUACAGAUGUGCUGUAAUGACAUUAUGAAAGUUAAUAUGCCUCUUCAAGGACAUCGAGGAAAGCUGAAAAUCUAGCGGGGCGGUUGGCAUCAAAUAUCGUCUGUAAUUGGCAUGGAAACUUUAGUAGAAUAAAAUAUUUGGAAUUCAUGAAAGGCUCGUCACAAAGAAAGAUCAAUAUUGCCUCUGCUUAGAACAGCCUUUACGGCGCAUUCGGCCAAACAUGAUGAGAAUACUGGUCGGUGAAAAUUCUAAAAUCAGUCACACGUGUUAGAGAGACGUGUUCGAUUUUUUAUCAUCCCAUACAGUACAAUACAUUAAUGCGCUGUGUUAAUAAAAUUCCUUUGUAUAUCCGUGUAUAAGAAGAGCUCAUGUUCGUAAGGAAAUGCUUGCAAUUAAGAUUUAAAAAGUAUUUUUAAAAAAAAGAUUGAUAUUCAAUAUAAAUUAUGAGAAUAGGGUAAUAAACUUGCUAUUCAAUUGAGAUUGUAAAGGAUUAUUUUU